Molecule: messenger RNA, 843 nt
Organism: Racocetra persica
Lineage: Eukaryota; Fungi; Glomeromycota; Glomeromycetes; Diversisporales; Gigasporaceae
Source: the annotation of a GenBank genome assembly
AUGAAAGUUCAUGGUGAAAUUAAAAGUAAUAAUGAUUUAAGAUUUGAAAAUGAUAUAGAAGGUGAACUUGGUUUUGAACGUGAAAAGGAUACUGAAGAUAGACCUGCAAUUGAAUGUGAAAAGGAUACUGAAGAUGGACCUAGUAUUGAACCUGAAGAUGGACCUGGUAUUGAACUUGAAGAGGACAUUGAUAUUAUUAGUAAAUCAGAUGAUACCUCUAAAAAUACAGAUAAUUAUCAACAUGGACACCUAUCUCCAAUCUUCAUUGAGAUCUACUAUGAAAAAACCUUUGAAACUUGGAAGGAAUGUCAGAAAACAUUAAAACGUUACGCAUGUCAAAAUAACUUUAGUAAGGGCCCUGAUAAUAAAACUAUAAUUAAAUUGAUAUUGAUGCAUUCUGAACACAACCAUCAGUUGAUUCCUGAAAAUGUUAGCUUUGCUACUAGCUAUCAGAAACUUACUACAGAUAUGAAGGAGUUUAUUGAAAGUUAUACAAUUUGUGAUAUUGAUGUCUCAUCCCAGCAAACAAUUGAAGCUACAGGAGUUCAGCCCGGAGCUUUUAUGAUUGAUGCAGAUCCAGGCCUUGAAAAAGAACAAUUUGCUGGUCGGUUUGCAGCUUGGCAUAAAAAAACAGCAUCAUAUAUGACACCAAGUUUACAUACUGAUCAAAUAAAUGAGGCAGUAAUGUAUCAUAGCAAAAAGGUUAGUUUUGAGGAUCCAUAUAAUUUAACAUUAGAGGUUGUUGAUAAUGGGCUGAUUGAAUUUGAGUAUGAUUUCAGUCAGAUAUGGUUUGACAAACUUCUUGAAGGGGUUGAUUAUUCCUUAGUUGCUGAAGUUUGGGAU